Messenger RNA from Xenia sp. Carnegie-2017, 1736 nucleotides. Its product is annotated as F-box only protein 7-like. The transcript is spliced from 10 exons. Gene Ontology annotation, molecular function: protein kinase binding. The record is from RefSeq and is a predicted model, not a curated record. The coding region runs from base 227 to 1384 and encodes 385 amino acids. NCBI's taxonomy places the organism in Eukaryota, Metazoa, Cnidaria, Anthozoa, Malacalcyonacea, Xeniidae. Gene Ontology annotation, biological process: positive regulation of autophagy of mitochondrion; autophagy of mitochondrion.
CAUGUGCUGAUAUUGCGCAAUAAUUUCUCGCGCUGCGCGGCAAAUUUCACAAAUGCGCGGCGAACAAGAAAUUUUUUAAAAUCUGCGCGUCAGGACGCGCAUUUCUCCCGAAAUUGCGCAAGCUAGAUCUAGGUUGCGCAAGACAUACUUUCCAGUCUGGGCUCAUUGCGAUGUUGAGGAUGAAUCCAAAGAUUUCAGUUUGUUGUUUUUGGAAGAACUCGUUCAAAUGGGAUUCAAUAAGGAAAAAGUUGAGUCAGCUCUUAAAGAUGUUAACUACUGCAGUAUCGAAGAAGCAUUAGAUAUUUUGGCGACAAGCAAUGAUAAAAGGACCAUGCAAAGCUCAAAUCAAAAAAUUGACAUUAGACAUGAAGGGCCUUCCUCUUCUAAACAUGUUGCUCAAGUGGAAACUGACGUCCGCCUUGUUCCAGAUGUUGCAUGCAACACUGCUUUUUGUCGUGAUGGUGUUUCCUCCACUUUGGAAAUGUUGUUUGACAAAGCCAAUGUUCAGACUGCAAAUGAUGCGCUUUGUGUCAUUGUUCAUGCUUUGAUGCUUGAGUCAGGAUUUUGUUUAAAGGGUCUUUGUGAGUCUGAUCCUCCUGAAAUUUUACCAUCUGGCUGGAAUGAUGGAGAUAUAGUGAAACUACACUAUGUACAUCAUCUUACCUCAAGCAUUGUUUGUCAACUGAUAUUUUCCAAACUUGGUCCAUUUAUCUAUGCAUAUGUUUGUUCAAAGGAGCUGAAAUCCAGCACUUAUCAAGUCAAGUUGAAGGUCUCCCAUUACAUUCGUUCAGAUGUACCAAUAAAGAAUGGUGCGAGAUCAACAACUAGAAAUCUACACAAAUUAUCGACAACUGUGAAGAAUAAUCUCAUUCAUCCUUUCCAUGCUAAUUUACUAUCACAUCUUGGUGUCAUUUCGCCAUAUUCGUUGCAUGGCUUACCUCCUGAGAUUCAGUUGAUGAUUUUGAGCCUGCUCCCUGUUCGUGGUGUUCUCUCAUUAUCGGCGACUUGUAAAGCACUUCAUGUUGUAUGCAACGAUGAGAAACUAUGGCAGUACUUUUGUCAACGAGAUUUCGCUGCUGAAAGCAACGAUCGAAGUUGGAAAGAGUAUUACAAAAAGCGCUACAAGCAACGUCAACAAUACCGACUAGAUACAAGAACCCCCAUCUAUCAACCAAUCAUCCAAAGUGUUCCGCCUCCUUUAAAUCCAUUCCUACCACGAGUACCCCAAAUUUUAGGUGGCCCACACGACUUGUUUCCAGACUUCUUAACUGGUCAACCGAGGACUCAACCUGAUUUAAGAAUUCUCCGUCCAGAUGAUCGAUCAAGGUCAGAUUUGCGAUUGAGCACUGCCGAUAGGGUCAUGCAGGGGACUUUUUUUGCUUGAAUGAAGAACAUUUCUGUUGUUGAUCAUUAAAACGCAUCUUUACCCUUGUAAAGCCACCACGCUUGUCUACCUUUCAAACAUUUCACAUUUAACCUUUUUUGCCACGCUGCCGGAGUAAUUUAAAGAUUUUACUAUGUGCCUCGUCAUGUAAUUUGUCGUUUCAGAGAGACACCACAAGAAGUAGUUAUUUCUUAAGAGAGGACAUUUACAAUACCUCGUAGUACUUCGUAUUGUCUUAAUUUGAUGCAUAUUUAAGGUUUUAGCUCUUGCGAAGAAGGCAAGUAUUUCAUUUAAAAUGAAUAAAGCAAUGUUCAAGCGUGUAAAGAUAUAUUACUCUACAAACGCUCAAUUG